AUGUUUGACCCAGCGCUCGUGCCCGCGGAGGCUUUCGAUUCCAGGCUGGACCCCACCUUCACCUACCAUGACGACAAGUACUCCUGCCUCAGGGGCGCCUAUUUUGCCCACGUCAUCUGCUGCUACCUAGUCGCCAUCUCCGGCGCCCUCGCCCUCCUCAGCCGCGCCUGGCCCCGCGCCCGCCCCAUCCACCCCUGGAUGGGCCGCCUCUACAUCAUUUUCAUGCUUUGGGCCACGGGCACGUCCCUCCUCGUCCACAACGCCGGCCUGCCGACGGCAGUGCUGAUCUCAUUCGUCUGGGUGCUCGGUGGGCUGACCGUCGGGUGGCUAGCCAUUGUGAUCCAUAAGGACAGGAUGCGGGCCGCGGCCACCCAGGCGGCGCAGCAGCGGAUCAAGGCGGAGGGCGGGGACGUCCCCGGCGGCGACCUGGGGGCGCUCAUAUCGCGCGAGGCCGGGCGCAUCGCCGCCGGCAAGACGUUUGCGCAGCGGUUUUUCUCGCUCAAGGCGCUCCACGGGUCGGUCUUCUUCGUAUCGUGGAUCAACAUCGUCGGCCGCAUCUUCGCGUCCAACCAGAGCGGCGACUUCACUUGCUAUACAUACCCCGUGUACAAGCAGAUUGACACGCCGCACUUCAAAGGCGCUGGCCAGCCCCUCACAUACCUGCCAGUGCACGACCCCCGAUACGCCCGACUGCCCUGGGCCAAGAUGGGGCCUGCCGGAUGGGGCGCCGCCCUGCUCUUCGGCCCCCUGGCGCUGGCCCUCGUUGUCGGCGCUGCCGUCUCGUUCGCAGCGGCAAGGCGGGCGCGCAAGGCGCGCUCCGUCGCGCCGGGGGCGGGCGACGGCGGGCCCGACGACGCCAGCGCCGCCGCGGACGGGGCCGGCCUGGAAGCCGCCCAGAAGCUGGCGGCGUCUGCGUAA
Molecule: messenger RNA, 918 nt
Organism: Monoraphidium neglectum
Lineage: Eukaryota; Viridiplantae; Chlorophyta; Chlorophyceae; Sphaeropleales; Selenastraceae
Exons: 5
Coding region: 1-918 (305 amino acids)
Source: RefSeq, a predicted model, not a curated record